AUGGCUCGUUUUCCUUCGGAGGAGAAGGAUGUUGUUAUCUGCAGAGCUCCUGGGGGUCCACCACGGACCCAGAGGUUCUUUGACAAUUUUGGCACCUUGUCUUCUGACUCUGGAGUCAUGGGCAACCCCAGGGUCAAAGCCCAUGGCAGGAAGGUGCUGACCUCCUUUGAUGCCCUUAAGCACACACAUGACCUCAAGGGCACCUUGGCAUGUCUAAGUGAGCUGCACUGUGUCAAGCUGCAGGUGGAUCCUGAGAACUUCAGGCUCCUAGGGGCUGAACAGAUAUUGACUGUCUUAGCAACCCACUUCAGCGGGGACUUUACCCCCCAGAGGCAGGCUGCCUGGCAGAAGCUGACAGAUGAUAUGGCUAAUGCUCUGGCCCACAAGUACCACUAG
Sus scrofa (pig) is the source of this 396-nucleotide messenger RNA. The record is from RefSeq and is a predicted model, not a curated record. NCBI's taxonomy places the organism in Eukaryota, Metazoa, Chordata, Mammalia, Artiodactyla, Suidae.